Messenger RNA from Callithrix jacchus (white-tufted-ear marmoset), 726 nucleotides. RefSeq names its product thymosin beta 15A (gene TMSB15A). NCBI's taxonomy places the organism in Eukaryota, Metazoa, Chordata, Mammalia, Primates, Cebidae. Gene Ontology annotation, molecular function: actin monomer binding. Gene Ontology annotation, biological process: actin filament organization; regulation of cell migration. The record is from RefSeq and is a predicted model, not a curated record. Gene Ontology annotation, cellular component: cytoplasm.
GAGAGAGGGCUGAGGCGGGGCUGCUACCGGGGCUCUGCGCGGGAACGCUAACCUAGUCCGGAGCCAGCCUCGGUUUCAGCCCCGCGGACGUCCUUUCCCGAGUCUUCAACCCUUCAGGUGAGGCCGUGCGGCCUCACGGAGCCAGAGGACCAUGGGGACCGGAAGGCGUGGGGGUCGCGAGGCUAUCUUUUAGUCGAGAUGAGUGAUAAGCCAGACUUGUCAGAAGUGGAGAAGUUUGACAGGUCAAAACUGAAGAAAACUAAUACCGAAGAAAAAAAUACUCUUCCUUCAAAGGAAACUAUCCAGCAGGAGAAAGAGUGUGUUCAAACAUCGUAAAAUGGGGAUCUCCUCCCAACAGCAGAUUUCAACAUUACCUGAGAGUCUUGGUUUAGGCUUGUUUUUUGUAAACCCAUGUGUUUGUAGAGAUUUUAGAUCUUCGGAUGUCUUCUCACCUAUGUUCCCUGGCUAAGAAGUCAGAGGUAGCCAAUGUUUCCUUAAAUUCAAUUUCAUACUUACCAUUGGUGCAUAUGUUCCAGAUGGCAGAUGCUGUCAAUAAUCUCACCAUUGAUGACCUUUGUGUAUGUAGUUCUUGCAUAAGUCUGUUUUAACCUGCUAUGAUGGGUGCCUCCAUUGCUUCAUAAUCUUCAUGAAGUUGCAUGCUUUUGCAGCUUUUCACAGUUUAUUUUCAUUUCUAAUGUAGUAAUAAAGUAACCAAUAUAAUCAUUA